Messenger RNA from Caenorhabditis angaria, 5781 nucleotides. Lineage: Eukaryota; Metazoa; Nematoda; Chromadorea; Rhabditida; Rhabditidae. The record is from the annotation of a GenBank genome assembly.
AUGGUAAAUUUUUGCUAUAUUUCUGACAAUUAAAAAAUUAAAACUGUUUUUUUUUUCAGACAGAAGAAAGGCAACCGCUCCUUGACACGAGUUUUACAAAAGGUAAGCUGAUUUGUGUUUUUUUUCUGCAUGUUCAUAUUUUUGUUUUUUAUUUAUUUUUUUUUAUCUAAAAGAGAUUAUACCUGUUUCACGAUAAAAAUCCCUCUAUAUUUAUAAAUAAUAACAAUUGCAUCGAAGUUUUUCUAUAUAUUUUGCCAAAACCUAGUUGUAAGUUGAUGAAUUUUUCUCACCAAAAAGGGGCGGGAAACAAAAUGUUAUUCCUUUUUUCUGUGCGCCAGAUAGUUCAGUUUUCCAAAUUCCUAAGUUCCUAAGUAAUUCAAUUUCAAAGUAUCUUUUUUUCCAGGGUACAGAACGAACAAACCACCUGAUAUUGAAGAAGUUAUGGGAGCAACAAAUCACAAUCCGGAUAAAAUUGAGAACAAAAAGAAAUUGAAAGUUGGAGAAGAAGAAUUCUCCCUCUACGCAUAUCGUGAAACUCGUACACGACGUAUCCUUUUUUUCAUUUUAUCAAUUUGCACACUUGGAAUCUAUCGAUUAUUGGCACAUUGGAUUAAAAGCUUGUUGGUUAAAGUGAGAUAUGUUCCGUGUCUUCAUGAUGAAGCUGAAGUUGUUAUGAUUCAGUGAGUUUGGGUUUUUUGUUGCUGGGAGAAAGUUUCUUGAUCAAAAAUUAAUAGCGACAAGUUGGCACUGUUUAAAAAUAUUUUGAAGUUCUUUAUGAGCUUCGGAAUUUUGAGUUUUUUUUGUAUUAGAACUUAUUGAAGACAGAAAAAAUCUAAUUUUUUUUGAUAAUUGUCUCGUCAAUUAGUUUGUAGAAAAGCAUCAUUCACACACAACAGACAUUUUUCAAUGUUUGUAUAACAUUUCCGAAAAAAACAUUUUUCAUUGUUAAUUGGCUGUAGCACCUGGACUUUUAUUUUAUUUUCUAUAAAAAAAUAAUUGGAUUGUUACAACGAGAAAACACAGUAUCUUAGAAAAAUGAAUUUGGUAGCAAUUAGCACAUUUUUUAAGUUUCAUGAACAUUUUUGAGAAAAUCUAACAAUUGGGAAACAAAUUAGAGAGUUUUUAAUACCAAAAAAAAACAAAACGUUUUUCAAAGCCACCCCAAAAGUUUGUCAGAUUUCAAAGAAAGGCUACAUUUUUCCGACACGUCAUGUGAUUUUUGAGUUUACAAACCAGAUGUUUUAUUGUGCAUUUUGGUGGCAGAAUAAACAGAGCGCAUUUACUCCACAAACACAUACUGAUGCAAUAAUUAAUUCAAACUUUUUUUGUUCACAAACUUUCUACUUCACUUCAUUUUCAGAGACAAUCACGAUGUUCAAACCAUCAAAAAAGUAACCACCGAUUUUUUGGAAAAUGGAGCUACUAGACCUAAGGUAACUCUGAAUUUCGAAAGUUUUUUUUGCAUAAAAUUGUGAGUUUCAGCACGACGGAAAUCCUGAAAAAGUGCACUCUGUUCGAUAUUUUUUCUAUCGGAAGAUCAAAUAUAUUUGGUAUGAAAAAGAUCAACAAUGGCUAAAUCCUGCAGAAAUUGAUAGUGUGGUUAGUUAAUUUUGACGUUGGAAAGUUUCCACGUUUUUUGAACCAGGAGUAUUAUCUUCAAAAUAAAAAAGAUACCGCAAAGUUCGAAAAAUCAACCAAUAACGUUCGGAAUAAUUUCAGGCACCAUUCAAUGUUUUCAAACGCCGUCUAGAUGACAGAUAUGGACUGGAAGCAAAUGAAGUUAUCGCAAAACGACACAUUUAUUGCUAUAAUUCUUUGGCAGUUGAGCUAACACCUAUUUUGAAAGUUUUGUUCCAAGAAGUCUUAACACCAUUUUACCUUUUUCAAGCAAUGUCGUAAGUAUUUUCAGAUUUUUUGUUUCCUAAUUUUAAUCCUACAUGAUUUUUCAGCGUCACACUUUGGUAUUCGGAUAGUUAUCAAUAUUAUGCCAGUGUUAUUGUUAUUAUUACUGUGUUUUCCGCGGCGAUUAGUGUGUAUCAAACAAGGUACAGUAGGUUUUGCGGAAAUUUUAAUUUAGAAAAAUAUAUUUUCUAGAGUUCAAGAAAAGAAAGUUCGUGAAAUGGUUGGUGGAGCUCACAAAGUAACUCUGUUACGAGAAGGAAAUAUGAUCGAAGUUGACGCAGAUGAAAUCGUCCCUGGAGAUCUAAUCAGUCUUCCCGCACAUUCCUACAUUCUCCCAUGCGACGCACUUCUUCUCAAUGGAAGUGUAAUUGUUAACGAAGCGAUGUUAACCGGUGAAAGUGUUCCAGUGACAAAAGUUCCAUUAGCCGGUGCUGAUGAAUGUGGAGAUGAAGUCAGAUUUUCAUCAGAGAAUCAUAAUCGUCAUACACUUUUUUCGGGAACAACUUUGCUUCAAACUAGAAAUUAUGAGGGUAAACCAGUGUUGGCUCUUGCUGUUCGCACUGGAUUUUCGACUUUGAAAGGGCAAUUGGUUCGAUCGAUUAUGUAUCCAAAACCAAUGGAUAGUCAAUACAUGGCUGAUUUGUUCAAGGUAUAGUUUUUAUUCUGGAAUUUCUGGAAUUAAUACCAAAUGUGAUUUUCUUUCAGUUCAUUCUUCUUCUCGCAUUCAUCGCUGGAAUUGGUUUCAUCUAUACAAUCACCAUUAUGGUCUACAGAAAAGAAGCCUUCAUCGAUAUCUUUAUAAAAACUUUGGAUAUCAUCACAAUCGUAGUUCCUCCAGCUUUACCAGCUGCAAUGUCUGUUGGAAUAAUCAAUGCCAAUUUGAGACUGAAGAAAAAAGAUAUUUACUGCAUCUCGCCUUCAACUAUCAAUACUUGCGGGCAAAUUAACGUGGUUUGUUUUGAUAAAACUGGAACAUUGACAGAAGAUGGAUUGAACUUUAAUACUUUGCGAGCUAUGAAGAAGAUUAAUGGGAAUCCGGAAUUCACCGAGGUUUGUUUUUAUUAGAGAUCAUAUGGGUGAAAAAUUCAAUAAUGGUUUUGUUCAGGAAUUCGAUGAUCUUGAUCCAGCAAAAAUGAGCGCUAAAGGAGCAAACGUUGAGAUUAUAACUGCUGCUGCAACAUGCCAAUCUUUGACCAGAAUUGAUGGAACUCUACAUGGUGAUCCAUUAGACCUAAUUCUGUUUUUGAAAAGUAACUGGACUAUCGAAGAGCCAGCCGCAAAUGAUGAGGAAACUCAACUUUUCGAUAAUGUUCAGCCAACAAUUCUGAAACCACCACAAGUUCAUUCAGCGCAUUAUCCGGAUAAUUGUGAAUAUUCAAUCUUCCGACAAUUUACUUUCAGGUAAUUUACUUUUUUCCACUAACAAAUGUGAAUAAAAAUUAUAUUUUCAGUUCCGCUCUCCAAAGAAUGUCUGUGAUUGUUUCCACCGCUUCAGAAGACAAUGUUCGCGAGCUAAAAAUUUUUACAAAAGGAUCGCCGGAAAUGAUAAUGUCACUUUGUGACCCAUCAACAGUUCCAAGCAAUUAUUCAGAUAUUGUUGAUGAAUAUGCUCAAAAAGGAUUCCGUUUGAUUUCAGUUGCCUACAAGAAAAUCGAAAUGAAUUAUGCAAAAGCUAUGAAAGCUCCAAGAAACACGGUUUGAUUUUUGAUUUGUGAUAAUUGAAUUACAUGGAUAUUUUUUAAAUAAUUCCAGAUUGAAUGUGAUUUGGAACUUUUGGGAUUGGUUGUGAUGGAAAAUCGAUUGAAAGAUGUGACAUUGAGUGUUAUCAAUGAAUUAUUCACGUAAGUAUCUAGAAAAAUCAGACAAUUAAAUUUGGAGAAUUUCAGGUCCAAUAUUCGCACAAUUAUGGUAACUGGAGAUAAUUUAUUGACUGCUAUGAGUGUUGCAAGAGAAUCUGGAAUAAUUCGACCGACUAAGAAGGCUUAUCUUAUUACUCAUGAUUCUUCGAAGAAGGAUCAUGCUGGGAGAACACUUUUAACGAUUACAGAGGUGAGAUCUAAUCAAAAUUGGAGAUCAACUACUCGUCCGAACCCUGUUAUUUUUCAGAGCGUCUCAAGUUCCGAAGAAGAAAUCGAUACCAACUCUACAGUUCGAAAAUUCGAUAGAAAGCUCCAUCUUCAACCAUCAAAAUAUCAUUUAGCAAUUGCUGGUCCAACUUACAAUGUUGUUUCAAAAGAAUAUCCAGAAUUAUUGAAUCGCCUUGCUGCUGUUUGUGAUGUUUAUGCAAGAAUGGCGCCAGAUCAGAAGGCUGGAUUGAUUUUGUCACUUCAACAGGUAUCGGACAAAUUCAUUUGUUAAUUUUUCAUUGUUUUUUUUUAGAUUGAUUACAAAGUUGCAAUGUGUGGAGAUGGUGCGAAUGAUUGUGCAGCUCUAAAAGCCGCAGAUGCUGGAAUCUCUCUUUCUGAUGCUGAAGCUUCGAUUGCAGCGCCAUUCACUUCAAAAACUCCAGAUAUUCGAUGUGUUCCAGAAGUUAUUAAGGAAGGUCGAUGUGCAUUAGUCACAUCUUUUGCUGUUUUCAAAUAUAUGGCUGCAUAUUCUCUCAACGAAUUUUUAACUGUUAUGUUGUUAUACUGGAUUAAUAGUAAUCUUUCCGAUGGUCAAUUCCUAUAUGUUGAUUUUGUCUUGAUCACCAUCGUCGCUCUUUUCCUUGGAAACACCCAAGCUGCAAAGAAGCUCAGUUUAAUCCCUCCAGAAUCUCGACUUGCUACAAUAUCAUCAGUGUUUUCUGUUGUUGGACAACUUCUUGUCAAUUUUCUAUCGCAAUUUAUCUCGGUGUUCAUUAUUCAAGCUCAAUCUUGGUAUUCACCAGUUAUUGAAGGAGAACGACAAACAACUUCUUAUGAGGUAUAGAUUUUGGUAGUUCUGAAAAUAAUUUAUAAUUUUUAAAAAUGAUUUUCAGGGAACUGCAUUGUUCGCUGUGUCUUCAUUGAUGUAUUUAGCAUUUGCAUUUGUUUAUUCCAAAGGAGCUCCUCAUCGUCGACUUGUAUUUACAAAUCAUGCACUUUGUAUUGUUAUUGCAAUCAUUGGAAGUGUAAGUUUUCAGAUUUAGGGGGAAUUUGAAAUUAGAUAAUACAGAAAUUUCAAAAACAAUUUAGAAAAGGAAAGUUGGUUCAAAUAUAAUUUUGAAAUGUUUCAGCUUCAGAAUCCAAAAUUUCAGCUUCAGAAUCAAAAAUUCCAGCUUCAGAAUCUAAAAUAUUUUCAGCUUCAGAAUCCGAAAUUCGUGUUUCACUAUUCCAAAGUUGAUCUAACUUCAUUUCGAAAAUUCUCUAAUUAAAGUUAUAUCCAGUUUUUCUAAAAUAUAUUAAACUUCUAAAAAAAAUUUGAACUUGCAGAAUAAUUUCAGUUUGGUGUUUUGAAUUGCAUAGUAUUCACAAUAAUCACAGAUAUAUUUCACUGGAUAUCUCUAAAAAUCUUGACCCGAAAAAAUCUAUAAAUUUUUGCAGAUAACCGUCGUCAUGAUACUCACAAAUAUCCCAUUUGUCAAUUAUAUGAUGGGUUUUUUGCCAAUCCCCUCAUUCUUAUUCCGCAUUUUACUCAUCCUCAUUUCAAUCAUCGCCUCACUUAUCUCAAUCUUCUACGAGUAUUUUAUUGUACAAGGCAUUGUUGCAACAUAUGUUGAAAAGUAAGAUUUUGUCUUAAAAUUAUUUCAGAAUGAGUUUUUUUUCCAGAAAAAUGCGUCAGGCAAAACUACGCAAACAAGAUCCAUCGCUUCCACUUUUCGAAAGAAUUCUCUCAACUAUUGGAGACACAUCAGAUUGGUUCAAAAAAUCAAUCGAAGCCACAACCUUUUCCUAUACAAAUGAGAACACUCAAUUCUAA